This is a messenger RNA of Sphenostylis stenocarpa, 1521 nucleotides long. The record is from the annotation of a GenBank genome assembly. Lineage: Eukaryota; Viridiplantae; Streptophyta; Magnoliopsida; Fabales; Fabaceae.
AUGGCUGUAACUUCCAAUUCAGCAUCAGAUUCAGACAUAUCCAAGCUCUUCAAGCCCAUAUACCUGAAAGAAGUGCCUCGCCUGAGUAACUAUGUCCCAAACCUCCAAACACGCCCUAACCCACUCGACCACAACCCCUACUUUGACACCCACCAACUACAACAAGACGGCUUCUACCUUACUCAAUCCGACCUCGUACUCCGCCAGAUCGAAAACGACCCCUCUCCCUUGCCCCGCUUCGCCUACCACCGUGCCGGUCCCCGCAAACACAUCCGCUUCGAACCUUCCGAUGUUCGCGUCGCCAUUGUCACCUGCGGAGGUCUAUGCCCCGGCCUUAACACCGUCAUCAGAGAGCUUGUUGUGGGUUUGUGGCACCUCUAUGGCGUCCGUCAUAUUCUGGGUGUCACCGCUGGGUACAGGGGAUUUUACUCCACGGAGCCACUCCCCCUCAACCCCAAACUUGUUCACCAUUGGCACGACGUGGGUGGCACACUCCUCCAGACAUCCAGAGGCGGUUUUGACCUCAAUCGAAUCGUCGAUGCCAUCCAAAAUCACGCCUUCAACCAGGUGUACAUUAUAGGAGGAGAUGGGACUAUGAAAGGAGCAGUGAAGAUAUAUGAUGAAAUACGGAGUCGCAAACUGGAAGUUGCGGUCGUUGGAAUUCCUAAAACCGUGGAUAAUGAUGUGGGAAUAAUUGACAAAUCUUUUGGGUUCCAAACAGCAGUUGAAAUGGCUCAGCAAGCAAUCAGUGCUGCCCAUGUGGAGGCGGAGAGUGCAGUGAACGGCAUAGGCCUGGUCAAGUUGAUGGGUCGAAGCACAGGCCACAUUGCUCUACAUGCAACACUCAGCAGCCGCGAUGUUGAUUGCUGCCUAAUUCCCGAAAUAGAUUUCUACUUGGAAGGGAAAGGAGGGCUCUUUGAGUUUCUUGGCCAGAGACUCAAGGAAAAUGGACACGCAGUGCUUGUAGUUGCCGAGGGUGCUGGCCAGGACAUAAUACCCAGAACUGAUUCACAAAAGGAAGAAAGAGAUGAAUCAGGGAACUUGGUCUUCUUAGAUGUUGGUGAAUGGUUGAAGACAGAGCUAAAGCAUUGGUGGGCUAGAGAACACCCCCAUGAGUUAUUUACAGUGAAGUACAUUGAUCCUACCUACAUGAUUCGUGCAGUCCAUGCAAAUGCCGCUGAUAACUUGUAUUGUACACUCCUAGCACACUCUGCAAUUCACGGUGUUAUGGCAGGGUAUACUGGAUUUGUAACGGGCCCUAUUAAUGGAAACUAUGCAUACAUUCCAUUGGAGGAUGUAGCACAAGCAAAAAACCCGGUUGAUACCAAAGAUCAUAAGUGGUCGUGGGUGAGAUCUGUCACCAACCAGCCUGAUUUUGUAAGGAGGAGUGUUCAGCGCGAGCGGGCAGAAAAUGCUUGGGAUUUGACUCGGAGGGAGGGUUUCCUUUCAGGGAAAAACGCGGGCAAUAUGGAAGAACCAAUGAAGGGUGGCCACCAAGGAGGACCUCCUAGUGCCACGUGA